AGACUGGAUCAGAAGCUUGGUAGAACCGGAUCGGGACUUCUGUUGGUUUUCCAGAGACCGUUUUGAAGAUGUUUUACUACCCGACUGUUCUAAAGCGUCACACGGGAUGUUUUUCUACCAUCUGGCUCGUUGCUACAAAAGGCAUCAAAGUUCCUCGCCGGGAGUUCCUGAAAGUCAACGUUAAAAGGACCUGCGAUGAGAUCAUGAACUACGUGCUGGAGCGGGUCCCGCCCCCUCGGCCGGAUCUCCCACGGCCCCGCUUCUCCCUCUACCUCUCCUCCCAGCUCCAGUACGGCGUAGUCCUGGUCUACCACCGCCAGUGUGCCAUUCUCCUGGAGGAACUCCAGUCCAUCCUGAGCCACCUUCUGAAACAGAGGAACACCAAAGUCAUCGAUCUGGAUGAUGGCAACAGGCAAACUAUGGCUCUUCCAGAUGGGCUUUCUCUGAUGGCGGAGACUGAAAAUGCUCCUGAUCCUUUAUUUGGAGUGAUGGAUGGCCUCAUGCACAGUCCCACUACACUCCUGCAGAUGAGUCGAGAGUACACAAGAGAGGUUUCUCCUGAGCUUCCCGAGCUUCCUGAUCUAACCAGUCCAGCUGCUCCUGUUGCUCUGGAGCUCCAAGGCAUCACUGCGUCUCCAGAAGCCAUCACACUCAGAGAGACGGAGCCUGUUGCUAUUCCUGCUGCAGAGUUUGAGGGUGUCGAUCUCGCUGAUCACCUUCCAGACAUCAUUGACUUUCUCUUGGAUCAAAAAGGUCACUUUCCAGAAGAAGGUGUAGAGUUACCAGAAGGAGCGAUUCCCCAAGAAGAAGAAGAACGAGAGCUGAAGAGGGAAGCAAGAGACUCUGAGAGACAGAAGAUGAAGGAGUUGACAGGAUCUACUGCAGAGCUGCAGUCUACGACUGUUCCCGGGGAAGAUGCUGCUCUGUUGCCACAGGAAGAACCAGGACCACGUGCUGAAACCCCACAAGCUCCCAGAGAUGAGGUCACCCUGGUCUCUGGACCGCUCCUCCCCUCUCCACCUUCUGCAGCAAGGAAAAAACGCCCGAGAAGUCCCGAGUUAGAGGAUGUCCAUCCUGAGGUGAGCAGGAGGAGGAGGCGCAGGAGACAGCUGGUGUUCUUCGAUCCGGAGACGCAGCUCCCUCAGAACGAGCAGCAGCAGCAGAUUGAUGACCCUCUAACUGAAACCAGACCCUUGGCUCUACCACUGCUGUUUUCUCAAAGAACCGUCCCUGCCUCGGAGCUCUUCAGCAACCCCUGCAUCUUUCUCCCAGAUGAGAUCCGGUCUCUAUGGAGACAGGCCGCAACCAUCACACCUCUGCCGGGCUCGGACCUCCAGGUUGGAGCGGGGGGGCCCGAGUCGUCUGACUCGGAGAGAGAACGCGAGACGAUGGAGGCGGCCGAGAGAGAGGAGCAGAGACUCGACCAGGUUUCCUCAGAGGUACCAAUGGUGGAGCCUGAGAUGUUUGAUAUCUCGGCUGGUGGUACUCUGCCACUGGAGGCGUCUGAUCAGAGGGAGUUGUCUCGAGAAAUCUCUCCUAUUUACACAUCUGACAGAGAAGGGUCCAUCAUCUCCAAAUCUGCCCUGAUGCUGCAGGACAUCCCUGAGAGGGAAAGUGAAACAGCUGACAGGGAAGCAGCAGCAGAGUCUCCUGGGUGGUUGCCGGAGUUGGUGGAGCACGAAGGGGAGUCGGUACUUUUCCGGUCUCUUUUACCACCAGAGGCAAACCGUAAAACUGUCAGCAACCUUUUUCAGAAGCUCCUGGAGAAAUUAUCGUCCGGGAGGAUCCGCGCAGAGCAGCAUGAGCCGUUUGGAGACAUCUUAAUAUUUCCUGGAUCCAGCCCCAAAGACCUGGAUUAAAUCGGAUUAAUUCUGUGUUCCAGUUUUUCUGCUUUCAGAUAACAUUCAUGAAACUGUUCUGUGGUCUUUUCGUACGGUGUUUGUUAUUGAUGUUUUGUUCACUGAACUGAAACAACUUUCAGUUUUAAAGAGUUUUAUUUAAUAUCUGUAUCAUUGUUCCUCUUUGCAACCAGUUUUAUCAACUUCAUACGAUGUCAGAAGAAUAUUUUACUAUUUCUACGGUCGAGUAUUUGAUCAUUGUAUCUCUUUUACUUACUCUGAUGAAAUAAACAUAUUUGUUUUUUAAACCACAGAAAGGCUGUGUGUGAUCUC
Molecule: messenger RNA, 2171 nt
Organism: Nothobranchius furzeri (turquoise killifish)
Lineage: Eukaryota; Metazoa; Chordata; Actinopteri; Cyprinodontiformes; Nothobranchiidae
Product: meiotic recombination protein REC8 homolog
Biological process (GO): sister chromatid cohesion; replication-born double-strand break repair via sister chromatid exchange
Cellular component (GO): meiotic cohesin complex
Molecular function (GO): chromatin binding; protein binding
Source: RefSeq, a predicted model, not a curated record